CACUUCCGGUAAUUCUCCUGUUCAACGUGUGGCUAUGUUUGUUUACGGUUCUAAAUCUUCCGUUUUUUCCAAGUUGUUUUGCAAGUCUAAUACUAUCGAAAAGAAGAAUCUAUCAAAUGAGUCUAGCUGCAGCAGCUGGGAGAGUAAGAUAAAGUUAUGCCAACAUCCUGUGCAGCAUAUAAAUGUACACAUCGUAGUGACCGAAAAGCACGUGAGCAAGGCAUCACAUUUCACUGUUUUCCUAAGGAUUUGAAACGAAGAAAAGAGUGGGCAUAUGCCCUCAAGUACCAAGUGAAUGGUAAAAUUUGGGUACCAGAGCAUAAAACAUAUCUGUGUAGUGAGCAUUUUACAGAAGAAUGUUUUGACCGUACUGGACAAACAACACGUCUUAGAGAUGGUGCUGUUCCAUCGAUCUUUGAUUUUCCACCACAUAUGAAAAAAAAGGUGAGUGUUAGUGGUCAACGCCGGCGGGAAAAACAGCAGUUGAAGAAUGCAACAAAAUCAACGACUUCUGUUUCGAAAGGCAAAACUUUGACAACCAUUGGAUCUAGUCAGAAAGUACUUGAUGUACCAGACAGUACACUUACUGCUAACCUGUCUGAAGCAGCUGCAAACAAUAAGCUUACGUUGGCUUCAAAGGAUAAUACAACUGUAAAUAAUGUUGCUUGUAAAGAUCUAAAUGCCAAAAAGUCAGCUAUGGGAUGUGAAAGCAACAGUAUAUCAACAAGACAAAGUUCAUCACUAGCUGUAGCAGUGUCCCCAAAUUUGUCUAUGUCUUCAGAUUUGUUACAAGGAGAGAAGUCUUGUAAGAUGCGGAAGCAGAUUUGUGCAACAUCUCAGAUUUCACCAACGACUAGAGAAGAUUCUUCCAGUCAACAUGAAAAAGUGUCUGGUAAACUUCAGAAUAGAUAUAUUAUUAAAGAAAAAACACCCAAUAUUUGCAGUGAUGAUAGAAAUGAACAGCCACAACGACUGAAGAAGGUGUACAUUGUUGCAAGUCAUCCACGCAGUAUGUUGCACAACCUUGCAUUGCUUUGGAAAGAUGGCAAAUUCUGUGAUGCUGGCAUUGGUAAUGAGAAUGCUACAAUAAUGGUUCACAAGGUGGUCUUGUUGGCAAUGUGUCCCAAACUGCUUUCCAUGCCAAGUGCUGAUAUAUCUUCAAGUCAAUUCCUGCGGGUCAAUUUCCCUAAAAGGAUCAGCCAGCUUGCUCUGGAUGCUUUUGCUGAUUACAUGUAUAAUGGUAUUCUAGAUGUUGACCCACAGAUCUUGACUCAGUUGCGAACAGUUGCUGUCUGUUUGGAGAUGGAAGAACUAAAGUUACUCUGUGACACUCAUUUGUCCAAACUUAAGUCACCAAGGGUACAAACCACUUGUGAGUCAAACGUUGCUGUUGAUACUGUCAAUGAGACACUCUCUUGGACUUGCUGCAGUGAUACUAAAUCUUCAUCACCAAGUGUUCAGUCAACACUUGGUGUAAAACUUUCAACUACUGAACCUCUCUCAACUUCCUCUUCCUGGAUGCUGUCUCCUGAGAAUCCUGUUCCUGUCUCUGACCAAUUUGAAGAGAAUCAUUCACCAUCUAGCUACCUACCGUCUCUUACUACUGUCACUCAGCCUGGUGUUACAAUGAUGGAUGUGAGUGCAGAGAAUUCUGAUACUAAUCCAAUUGUUAUCUCUAACCCAGAUACUCAAACUGAUGACAUGAACUGUGCUACCUCUGAUCCAGAUGUUUCUAAUAUUAAUAAUACAAGUGUUCCGGUCAGGGAUUCAAAUGCUGUAACAGGUGUUAUUGAUUCAACUGCUGCUGUAAAUAAUCUUGGUGUUGUUAUCUCUGGUCUGGAUGUGCCAGUCAGUGAAGCAUCAAGUGUCACUAUUACGAACUCUGGUGUCACUGUGACUGAUCUAGGUGUUGUUAUUAAUAACCUCAACCUCCCAAUCACUGAUCUCUGUGUCCCAGUUACAAACUUAGGUAUUGCUGUCACUCAUGCAGAUGUUACUGAUCUUGGCACCUCAAUUACUCAUCCAGGUGUUAUUGAUCCGUGUGACUCAAUCAAAAACCUAAAUUUCUCAGUUGCUGAUUCAUGUAUUAAUGUCACUGCUCCACAUGUUACUGUUACUACUUCUAAUGACAAUGAUGUGAAUCAAGAUUCCAUUGUGACCAAUCUCACUGUCCCAGUUGUUGAUGUCGUCAAUCCUGUUGAUAAUCCAACUGAUCCAAGUGAAAAUGUUACUGGAUCAGAAUCAAGUAUUACUCAUCAAGAAGUUGGUGUCUCUGAUCCUGAUACAAAUAUCAUCAAUCCUAGUCCCAGCAUCACUGAUUCAGAUACCAACAUCACCAACCUACAGGUAAAUGUAUGUGAUCCAGCUACUGUUACCAAUAUGAUUACAAACGAUAUUGAUCUAGAAACUAAUGUUGUUGAUCCAGGUGCUGUUAUUCACUAACUCCAGCCAGUUGCUUGUAAGCAACUACCUGUUGAGGUAA
This is a messenger RNA of Octopus sinensis (East Asian common octopus), 2482 nucleotides long. RefSeq lists its product as uncharacterized. The record is from RefSeq and is a predicted model, not a curated record. Lineage: Eukaryota; Metazoa; Mollusca; Cephalopoda; Octopoda; Octopodidae. The transcript has 7 exons. Bases 157 to 2442 code for a protein of 761 amino acids. Gene Ontology annotation, molecular function: protein binding.